Molecule: messenger RNA, 645 nt
Organism: Rotaria sp. Silwood2
Lineage: Eukaryota; Metazoa; Rotifera; Eurotatoria; Philodinida; Philodinidae
Source: the annotation of a GenBank genome assembly
AUGAAAAAAUCUACUAGAAAAAAAUCUCCAUCAUCAACAUCAUGUUCAAAAAUUGAUCCAGUUAAUAUAAUAUCAAUAUGUCCAAAAAAUGAUAUAGAUUUAUUGAGUUAUUAUAGUCAUGAACAAGUUCAUAUAUAUGAUAAACUUUGUUCAAGUAUAUCAUAUUGUUGUGAAAUAGGAUAUUGUACAUCAGAAGGUAUAACAAUAUGUGUACCAGAAAAAUUUCAACGAGAAUCAUCAUCAACAUCAUAUGAUUAUUUAUCAUCAUCAUUAUCAUCAAUGAUUAUAACUAGAAUAAAAUAUCCAUUUGAAUCAAAUGAUCAAACAAAUUCAUUAUCAAUUAAUUCAACAUCAUAUUUAAUAUUUGAAUUAUUAAAAAAUAAAUAUUUAUCAAAUCUUUAUCAAUCAUAUAAACAUUCUCCAAAAUCUUUAUCAUCAUUUGAUAAUUUACUUUCUUUUGAUACAAUUAAAUAUAAAGGUUUUCGUCGAUGUUUAUUUUCUCCAUAUGAUAUUACAUUAAAUAAUGGUCAAACAAUAUUAGCAACAAUAACAUGUGCACAUGAAGUUUUUAUUUAUGAAAUUUUUUCAUUUUCUAAAANUAUUAUUAUCGAUUUUUCAGAAAGAUUCUCAAAAAUGGUUGACUAG